CCUGUAUCCCGGCACCCCCAAACCCCAGCGCUCCCUGUGUCCCGCACCCCCCACCCAGCCUAGUGCCCCCGCAUCCUGCACCCCCCUCCCAGCCCGGUGUCCCCGUAUUCUGGCACCUCCAAACCCCAGCGACCCCUGUGUCCUGCACACACCCCCAGCCCGGCACCCUUGCACCCAUAUCCCAGAGCUCCUGUAUCCCCCUGGCCCCCUGUAUCCCGGCACCCCCCGCAUAUCCCGGCGCCCCCAAACCCCGGCGGCUGGGCGAUGAGCGAGCUUAAGGACUGCCCGCUGCAGUUCCACGACUUCAAGUCGGUGGAUCACCUGAAAGUCUGCCCGCGCUACACUGCUGUGCUGGCCCGCUCCGAGGACGAUGGCAUUGGCAUCGAGGAGCUCGACACGCUGCAGCUGGAGCUGGAGACGCUGCUGUCCUCGGCCAGCCGCAGGCUGCGGGUGCUGGAGGCAGAGACGCAGAUUUUGACAGACUGGCAGGACAAGAAGGGGGACAGGCGGUUCCUGAAGCUGGGCAAAGAGCAUGAACUGGGCACCCCAGUUAAACAUGGAAAGCCCAAGAAGCAGAAACUAGAGGGGAAGGGGGGUCACGGCACAGGGCCUGGCCCUGGGCGGCCUAAAUCCAAGAACCUCCAGCCCAAGAUUCAAGAAUAUGAGUUUCCAGACGACCCAGUUGACAUGCCUCGGAUCCCCAAAAACGAUGCCCCGAACAGGUUCUGGGCCUCCGUGGAGCCCUACUGUGCUGACCUCACCAGUGAGGAGGUGCGAACCCUGGAGGAGCUGCUCAAACCCCCGGAGGAUGAGGCUGAGCACUACAAGAUCCCACCCCUGGGGAAGCAUUACUCUCAGCGCUGGGCCCAGGAGGAUCUGCUGGAGGAGCAGAAGGAUGGUGCCCGGGCAGCAGCUGCUGCUGACAAGAAGAAAGGCAUUCUGGGACCGUUAACAGAGCUGGACACAAAAGAUGUGGACGCCCUGCUGAAGAAGUCGGAGUCCCAGCAGGAGCAGCCUGAGGACGGCUGCCCGUUUGGGCCCUUGACGCAGCGCCUCCUGCAGGCACUUGUCGAGGAGAACAUCAUCUCGCCCAUCGAGGACUCCCCGAUCCCAGAGCUGGCGGGCAAAGACUCGGGAGCUGACGGUGCCGGUACUUCGCCCCGCAGCCAGAACAAACCCUUCAGCGUCCCCCACACCAAAUCCCUGGAGGGGCGGCUCAAAGAGGAGCUGAUUGCCCAAGGCCUGCUGGAGUCGGAAGACCGCCCCCCUGAGGACUCGGAGGACGAGGUCCUGGUGGAGCUGCGCAAGAGGCAGGCCGAGCUCAAGGCGCUCAGCGCUCACAACCGGGCCAAGAAGCAGGAGCUGCUCAGGCUGGCCAAGGACGAGCUGCACAGGCAGGUUCUGCGGCAGCGGGUGCGCAUGGCUGACAAUGAGGUCAUGGAUGCCUUCCGCAAGAUCAUGGCGGCACGCCAGAAGAAGCGCACGCCCACCAAGAAGGAGAAGGACCAGGCCUGGAAGACCCUGAAGGAGCGUGAGAGCAUCCUCAAGCUCCUGGAUGGCUAAUGGGGAAGUGCCACACCCUGCCCUGUCUCUCCAGACUAGCUGCCCAGCUGAGCUCCCGCUGCCUUGCUGGGGACAGGGAGGCUCCCACCCUGGGCCUUAGCAGUGACUUCCCCGUCCCUGUCUCAGUGGGGCUGGGCACAGGCUCAGCUCUGCCUUGGGCCAGUCUGGAGGGGUUGCCAGGCCCUGGGGAGGCAGAGCCCCCAUGCGUGUCUCUGCCUGUGGCUCUGCACCUGGUAGCACCUCCCUGAGCAGCUCUCCGUACUCCCCCUUCUCCCUGGGGUGCUCAGCUUCUCUGCAUCUCCCUUCCCUACUAUGCUGUGCAAGGGGCGCUCGCCCUUCCCAGCUGCCGGUGGGAGCAGGUGGUGGGGUGGGUGUUGCGCAGGGCUGGGGCAGGGCCAAGGGCCCUUCUAGGCCUGUUCUUCGGACCCCCGCUGCAGCCAAGGGCAGGAGAGGGCUCCCUCACCCGUCUGCCUGUAGGCAGCACCCUUUCCUUUCUGGCCCAUCUGGCCGUUGAUCCAGAGCCCGUAUCUGGCUGCAGGAAAGAGCCACCCAUCAUCCCCGGGACCGCACAAGCACAGCUGCCUGUCUGGAAGGAUCACUGGUCCCUAGAGGGCAGUUCCUGCUGCCUCCCUCCUGGUCCCAUGGGCAAGGGCAGGGGCUGACCAGCCCUGCUAGCGUAGCCCCAGCCUCCAAGGGGCCGAGCUCCCCUGUGCUGGGGAACACAGCAUGAAGCCAAGCAGGGAGGCGCUGCCUGGAGAAACCGGCGGCUGGCUUCACCCGUGGUUGGGUGCCCCCCGCAGUGCCCAGUUGUGAGCAGCAGAGGGUGCUGUGGCCCUGGGAACUGCCGCUCCUGCAGCCAGCUGGGCCCUGCUGUUAUUCUUGGAAAGCCGUGACAGCCAUGACAUCAGCCGUGCUGCAGCGGGGGGGGGCUGGAGCAGCUGCAGCCCCCGGUCUCACUGCCUGGGUGGGGAGACACAGACCUGCUGGACAGUGCAUCUCCGUUCCACUUCCAGCUCAGUCCCCAGGUGCGGAGAGAGCUGCCAAAGCAGGGGCCUGUAGCCGUGCCCCUGUCCCCCCACCCUGGGCGGGGGGCUGGCCCCUGGGGGAGCGGGGCUAGAAGGCUCUAUGGCUGGGGGCUGUCCAGCCCCUCGCUUUGCCUCAGGCCGGUGCAGCAGUGGGGUCAGAGCAUGCCCCUGCUGUGCAGGUUACGCCAGGGCAGGUCUGGCAGUGCUGGGUGGGCAGGAAGGUGGUAGCAAAUGGAGGGGCAGGGGCUGGAUCUCUGCCUCUGUCCAGCCAGUGACUAGCCCCUGGGUGGGGGUGGGCAGCAGGGCCCGCUCCAGGGGCAAGCUCAGCCAGGCCAUUUGCCCUGCAGCAGGGAGGGCCCCACUCCACCUGGGGGCCUCUGGGGCCUGUGCGCCCCCUGCAGUCCUGCACUCAGCUGCAGAGGUGCCCUGUGUGAGGCUUGCCUCUCGGGGGGAGGCACAGGCCGUGCCUGGCUGGGAGAGCACCUUAGCCCUGGCUUGUGGAGCUCCUGGCUGUAGGAGCCAGCCCCAUGGGAGGGCAGGGACACCAUGGCUAGGGCUGUGCCACUGGGCAGAACCCAGAGAGAUUGAGCUGGGGCCUCUGCUUAGGGGGAGCGGCCUCGUUGCUGCUGAGAUUUGAGGCUUGGGGGCGUCUCAGCACCGAGGGGUGCCACCGGCUGCUGCAGGGCGGAGUGGUGCUGAGCCUGACCCCUAGGCAGGGCUCUACCUGUGAAUGACAGCUUCUUAGCUGGUGGGGGAGGGGAGCCAGGUGCUGUGACCAGGGAGGGGGGAUUGAGGUGCCCAGCACCACUGCCCGUGGGUGAGUGCUCUCUGCACAGGCCCUGCCAGGGGCUGGGGGGCAGGAGAGCUAAGCCCCUCCAAACCUAGCGGGAGCCCGCGGGGCGGGGCAGGGGAAAGCUGCUACUUGGCUUGGGGUGGGGGUGGGGGGAGGCGGAGUCCUAGCACCAGCCGCCUUCUGGGCUUCCCCAAUGCAGCUGUCUGCCCCUGGCCUCCCCCAGCUGAGGGUGCACAGGAUGGAACCCAUCUGGUUCCAGCUAGAGAAACCUUUGUUUUCUCUCCAGCCGUUUCUUCACUCACCUCCCUGUUCGCUGGGAGGCUGUGGGGCAGGUUGGGGCUGGUCCUUGGGCCCACUGGUCUGGGGGGUGGCCAGAGGGCCCUUGCACCACUUUCUCUGAAAGCUUGAAUGGUUGUAUCAGGGCAUGGGUGUGGGAGCGGAUGAGGUGCCAUGGUGCCAGCAGCUCUGGGAGUCCCCUGUUGUUAGUGGCUAAAACCGGAGCAAACCCCCGGCUGAUGCUAAGGCAGGAAGGUUUCCUUGUCAUUCUGGCUAGGGCGGGAAGUGUGCAAGCUGAAGUGCUGGGACUGGACCGACUAGCUGAAGGGGAACCCUGCAAAGCACUGUUGGGGGCACUAGGCUGCUGGAAUUCUGUGAGCAGCUCAAUCAUGGAGUGGGACUUCCAGAGGGCCCCAGAAACCCCGGCCUAAGAUAGCCAGCAUGGCAAAGGUGAGGAAGGCCUGAGGCCAUGAGCACGGCCCAGCUGUGGCUACGUGGAGAUGCCUGCGUGGCUCACGGACUUUUCUACGCCUGCCUCGCUUCCCACACCCUCUUCCCAAGAGAACAAUUGUAGAGUUGGAAAGUUCCUGGCCCAGGGUUGGGUCCGAGGCUGGGUGUUUAGUGUAUUUAUUAGUGAGCGAGAAAUGUGGCCACUGUUGCAGAUGACACCAAAUUAUUUAAAUGAAGAUGGUGAAGACUGAGAGGAGCCUACGGGGGUCUGACCCAGCGAGGAGACCAGGCGACCCACUGGCAGAUGCCGUUCAGUGCUGACAGACAAAUGGACAUUGGAAGGAAUAAGGCAACCUGCUCACUCACUGUACAGGGCUCUAAAUGAACUGUAAUGACCCAGGAAAAAGGCCUGGGGGUUCUUGUGCUGGGUCAAUGGAAGCUCUGCUCCAUGUGCAGCAGCAGGAACAAGCAAAUAAAAAGUUGAGAUGCACAAGGAUGAAAAAGCCUCCUCUGGGAUGCUGUGCUCAGUGCUAGUCCCCCCAUCUCAGCCAGGACAUAGCUGGAAUCAAGGGGCUCGGGCAGAGGCAGAGAGACUCAUCUGGGGCUGGAAAGCCCCCAGGCAGAGAGACUGAGAAGCUUGGGCCUGUCUCCAUUAGAGAAGAGCCAAGAGGGGAGCUGAUAAAGGGGCCUGGACAAUGAAUGGGCUAGAAAAACUGCUGUUCUCCCUCUGUCCUGGCAGGAGAACCGGGGGCGUUUCAGGAGCACGUUUAACAUGGGGGGGGGGGGAGACCUUUUAGUCA
Messenger RNA from Mauremys mutica (yellowpond turtle), 4907 nucleotides. It is a transcript of the gene TADA3, whose product is annotated as transcriptional adaptor 3. The coding region runs from base 265 to 1563 and encodes 432 amino acids. Gene Ontology annotation, biological process: regulation of transcription by RNA polymerase II. Gene Ontology annotation, cellular component: SAGA complex. Gene Ontology annotation, molecular function: transcription coactivator activity. Lineage: Eukaryota; Metazoa; Chordata; Testudines; Geoemydidae. The record is from RefSeq and is a predicted model, not a curated record. The transcript is spliced from 8 exons.